AUGCAAGUCAUCAGUCGGAUGGACGCACAUACGCAUGCAGGACUUUGGUUCUACUCAGAUGACUGGCCCAACCCCAUUGAUCUGGGGUUCAACCGCGUCUUUGUCUCCCUCGACCUUGACCCGCAGUGCAGCUGGAUCUUCCACACAUCACCCGGUGCGUUCCGCCGCGUGGUUCUCAACCUCGUGGGCAAUGCCCUCAAGUACACGCAAGAAGGGUCCAUCGUGGUGUCCCUACGACAAGAGACGCCACCCGUGUCUGCCAACCACGACCUCCCACCGCGGUCUCGCAAGGUCGUCCUCGUGGUCGCCGACACGGGCAAGGGCAUCGGCGAAGACUAUCUGCAGAAUAAUCUUUUCCGCGCGUUCGCGCAGGAAGACCAUCUGAGCGCCGGGACGGGUCUUGGUCUGUCCCUCGUCAAGCAGAUCGUCACCAACCUCGACGGCAAGAUCAGCGUGAAGAGCCGGGUAGCGGUCGGGACGACAGUCACAGUGUCCGUGCCUCUGCAAGCCGCCACCAACGAGUCCGGGUACAUGGGCGACGACGACGAGUUCGCAGCGCACGUUUCCGAUCUCAAGGGUCUGCGGGUUCUCCUCAGCGGCUUCAGCGAGUCCCACGGGGAUGACACGGGCGCGCAAGCGCGGGCGAGGCCCGGUCGUGAUGGGUUCGGCCGCGGCCUGACCGAAGGCAUCUGUCGCGACUGGCUCAAAAUGGAGGUUUUGUCGGGUGCGGAGACGCUCGUGCCCGAUGUCGUCCUUGUUGCGGAGCACGCCAUGCCGGAUGUCGAUGUGUCGACGUUCAGGAACCCGCCCUGCGUCGUUGUGUGCGCCAACCCCCUCCUGGCCUUCGACCGUUCGACAUCGGCGGAAGCCGCCCAGACGGAGGGGGUGUUUGAGUUCAUUUCACAACCGCUCGGCCCCGCGCAAGCUCGCCAAGAUUCUGCUCCUCGCCUGCCAGCGAUGGCUCGCACUGCAAUCAUCGCAGUCGCUGGACUUUGUUCCAGCAGAGCUGUGUCUUCCCCCAACGCGACGGCCAAGUCCGCCUCGACAAGGCACAGGUGA
Verticillium alfalfae VaMs.102 is the source of this 1059-nucleotide messenger RNA. RefSeq names its product histidine kinase G7. The transcript has 2 exons. Gene Ontology annotation, biological process: protein autophosphorylation. Gene Ontology annotation, molecular function: phosphorelay sensor kinase activity; histidine phosphotransfer kinase activity. Bases 1 to 1059 code for a protein of 352 amino acids. Lineage: Eukaryota; Fungi; Ascomycota; Sordariomycetes; Glomerellales; Plectosphaerellaceae. The record is from RefSeq and is a predicted model, not a curated record.